AUGUCUCGGCUGGUGAAGAAAUCCCCAUCUCUUUGUACAGAUCUACCUCUGAACAACACCGAGGUUUGUAACAAGCUCCAUCUGAUGAGGGAGCUUCUGGGUUCUUGUUAUGGUCCGGCUGCCAGACUAAAACAGAUUCACAACAACAUCGGCGGGCACGUUGUAACCACCUCCUCGUCUUCGGUUCUCCUUCCAGCCAUUUCCUCCUCUGAGCCCCUCAUCAACCUGAUAAAAACGUCAAUCCUGCACCACGUACGCCGCUUUAACGACUGUGGUUUGUUUGCUGCCAUCUUCUGUUUCUGUCUCAUUGAACAAGCAAAGCAGUCUGGCCUCAGAAGUAAAGUGGUGACCAGCGUGAACAAGCACUUAACGGGUUUGUGCACCGAUUACCUACAACAAGAUGACUGCAGUUGUAAAGUUAAGCUGGACUUUUGCAGCAGCCAGAACUUGGUCACGUUAGCUCGCAGUAGCAUCUCCAGCAAACCAGCAUGUGUGCUAACAGAGGCAGAGUGUCUCCACAUCAGCAGGCUGGCUGUGCACGCCUUCCUGCUGACUGUCCCCUGCGACAGCCCGGGGACAAUCAGCCUGGGUAAGACAGUGACUGUCUCUGUUGAAGGCCUUCCUGUGCUGGAAUCUGCAGUGUUUCCAGGAUUACUGGUGGACGUGGCUCAAGAUGUUUCCCUCCAUGAGGACAGUUCGUUUACGCCACUGGUGCUCUUCAGUGCAUCUCUGGCUGGAGAUCUCUGUGAGCUGGGUGAUGGUGUAAUAGAGGUGCAUCCAGAUCUGGACACAGACGCUCAGAUCCUGGAUCAGCUCCUGGAGCUUGGCAAACAGGUGGUUAAAGAUGAAGUAAAGGUAUUUGUCUGCCAGAAGGUAAUCCAUCCUGUCUUACAGCUUUACCUGAGAAGUCAGGGUGUAAUGGUCAUAGAGAGACUUGGAGUCGCUCUUAUGGAGCCACUUAUUCAGCUGACGGGUGCUCAACCUGUGGCAACGUUGCAUUCGGCUGUCCCCCCCACGGCCUACGGGAAGAUCGGGGCUCUUGGUGUCCAGCAGUUUGGGUCCAAGACCAUGUUGCAUUUCCAGCCUUGUGGGGAAUCUGCAAUCUGCACCUUGAUCCUCUGCCACAGGAACGAGACCAUGCUAAAUGAGCUGAAGGUGGUGUGCCAGAAGACUGAGCAUGUGCUGAGACUCGCCCUCAGGGAACCAUCUGCUUUACUUGGAGGCGGCUGCACAGAGACCCAUUUAGCUGCUUACGCAAGACAGAAGAGCAAGAAUGAAGUACCGGAGCCAGCAAUACGACUAGGCUGCUCACAGACCGAGUACCUUCGUGCUGUGGAGGUGUUCUGCCGCUCUCUGGAGUCCGUGGCCAGAUCUCUGGAACACAACGGUGGGACUUCUCUAAUCGAUCUGACCCAUGCUCACCACUGGACUCAACCUUCAGACGUCAUGAAAGAAGACCCUAAAGUCAGCGUGGGCUGCUGCGGCUGUGGAGCGUUGGAAAGCUCUAAAAGUCAAAGGUGGACGUAUCUAAACACAGAAUACGCAGCGUUUUCUCCUGCCGACUCGCUGAGAGGCGCGUCUGAGCAGCCAAGUGUGCUGGACUCCUUCACAGCUAAACUCAACGCUUUGCAAGUUGCCGUGGAAACGGCUAAUCUCGCUCUGGAUGUGAGAUACGUGAUUCAAGACGUGAACUAAUGGAAAAGAUCUUUAAAGCGAGGUUCACAUUCUGUGCUGCUUUUAU
Messenger RNA from Nematolebias whitei (Rio pearlfish), 1741 nucleotides. It is a transcript of the gene mkks, whose product is annotated as MKKS centrosomal shuttling protein. Gene Ontology annotation, biological process: protein folding; developmental process; chaperone-mediated protein complex assembly. The transcript is spliced from 4 exons. Lineage: Eukaryota; Metazoa; Chordata; Actinopteri; Cyprinodontiformes; Rivulidae. Gene Ontology annotation, molecular function: ATP binding. The record is from RefSeq and is a predicted model, not a curated record. The coding region runs from base 1 to 1695 and encodes 564 amino acids. Gene Ontology annotation, cellular component: cytoplasm; kinociliary basal body; nucleus.